UGGGAGUUUUAUUGAGAGAAAGAUAUUAUGAAUUAUUAGGAUCAAAAUAUGACCCAGAUGUUAUAUAUAUGCGUUCAAGUCGAACUAACAGGACAAUUGAUACCGGGCGAUUAAUUGCAGCAGGAAUUUAUCCAGAGCUCCAACCCCCAGCAUUGAAUUCAAAUCGAUUAGGCGACAUAAAAGUAUCGAUUUUUUCAAAACCGUCUUUAGAAGACACUCUUAAUUUUGCGAAUGUUUUAUGCGAAAAUUAUCAUCUCGAUCGAAUGAAAUCUGAUGCUCAAGUAAAUGAGUUACUUGGCCUAGUCACUGAUGUUCAAAAAUUCUUUGAUUACUUGUCACUUCAUACUGGAGUUAAACAUACCCGCAGUGCUCAAAGUUUCGAACUUUAUCAUAACUUUGUUGCGCAGACUAGUCUUGGUCUCCAAUUGGAACCAUGGGUGGACUCUGUUUUUCCAAACGGCAGACUUUUGGAUUUCGCUAGUAUUGAAUACAAGCUCCAAAGUUACACGGCUCGAAUGAAACGUCUUGCAGGUGGAGUUUGGAUAAAAAAAUUUCUAGACAACGCUUAUGAUUUUGUACAUGGGAUGAACACCCACCAAAAAGCAUAUUUUUACAUGGCUCAUGAAUUCCAAAUAGUUGGAAUAUUAAACGCUCUUGGAGUUUACAAUAAACCUCACGUUCCUAGUUAUUUGAGUUCAGUAAUUUUCGAAUUACAUGAAAUUGAAAACACAUUCUAUGUCAAAGUAAUUUACAAGAACGAAAACGCAUUCACAGAUCUCGUGAUCCCGGGGUGUCCAGAGUCACUUUGCGAACUUGGAACAUUUAAAGAGGUUUUAGAAAAUGUAAUACUCGAAGAUUUCAGUACAGAUUGCGGAAGACGAGGAUACUUCCGUGAUUCUUUUUAUUAAAUAAAUAUGUGCCUCCAAAAACGUCAAAUAAAAAUAUUUAAAAUUAUUUUCCGCACGAAAAAAUAUAUAUCCCGGCAAAAUAGUAUAUAUCCGGCUUGUAUCUUUACACUGUAAAAAGAGCGGUGUUAAAAAUGGACUCAUUUUAACUCCGCCCGGUGUUAAAAUAAAAUUACACCGGUGUUAAAUCGGGGUAACCGGUGUAAAAGCGGAGUAAAAUCGGUGUAAAGGCGGGGUAACCGGUGUAAAAACGGAGUAACAUCGGUGUAAAAGCGGGAUAACCGGUGUAAAAUCAGGGUAAACUGCGUCCGCUUGGAUUAUUAACUUUAAAGAUUAUAAAACACAAAUAAUGUCAGUUCUUUAUGAAAAUCAAUAAAAAAUAUCAUUUUUUAACAAGUAUAGUGAUCGAGUAAGUAAAAAUAUUCACUAAGUAAAAUAUUUUAACACUGGUAAAGGAUAUCUACACCGGCGGCGGCGUUAUUUUAACACCGGUAUAGAAUAUUUACACCGGUGGCGGCGUUAUUUUCACACCGGUCUAGAAUAUUUACACCGGUGACGGCGUUAUUUUCACACCGCUUUCAGGGGUAAAUUUAACACCGAUAAUUUUAACACCUACACCGUUUGGACUUG
Microplitis mediator is the source of this 1535-nucleotide messenger RNA. RefSeq names its product venom acid phosphatase Acph-1-like. The record is from RefSeq and is a predicted model, not a curated record. The coding region runs from base 69 to 908 and encodes 279 amino acids. Gene Ontology annotation, biological process: dephosphorylation. NCBI's taxonomy places the organism in Eukaryota, Metazoa, Arthropoda, Insecta, Hymenoptera, Braconidae. The transcript is spliced from 3 exons. Gene Ontology annotation, molecular function: phosphatase activity.